Messenger RNA from Aspergillus sclerotioniger CBS 115572, 1025 nucleotides. RefSeq lists its product as uncharacterized. The record is from RefSeq and is a predicted model, not a curated record. The coding region runs from base 175 to 768 and encodes 197 amino acids. The transcript has a single exon. Lineage: Eukaryota; Fungi; Ascomycota; Eurotiomycetes; Eurotiales; Aspergillaceae.
UUCUCCUCCACUGCACAUCCUCAUCACCCAUAUCAUACGCAACUAUGCCUACCUUUUUUCUGUUCUGCACCACAGAUGUGCCAGCCAGCGUAUGAAAACUUUUUCCCUAGUCUCUUAUGGCACGUACAAUCCCACUAAUCGGGCUUUCCUCGCCCCUAGAUGAUCAGCAAUUUCAUGGCCCACUUCUACGAAGCUCUCGAUUGCCCAGACCUAUUCUGCCUUGUCCGCACCCCAGACCAAGCUGAGUACGAUGGAUGGGGCACGCCACUCCCUGUCAGCGACUUCUCCACCGGCUUCAAAGACGCUACAGACGCCGAACUCCGCCUGUUCACUCAGACAAAGAUCAAAGAGCUUGGGGAAAACAAAAACGCUGGCAGGCUUGAACCAGACUGGAUAGCCGUAUUGGACGAAAGAUCGCCACGCGAUGCAACGGUGGUCCUCCACUACAAUGAAGCGCUGUCCCUCUGGGCUCAGAGUCUGGAAGAUGCAGAGGUACCAUUCCAUAUCCCAGGUGAUGCGGAUGUGUCGGAGGGAAAGAUCUGGUGGAAAUGGCGCUUGCCUAUCUCGGGGGCUCAUCACCUGUUCAACAGUGUGGAUGGCGGAGACUUUGUGAUACUUGGGCUAUAUUCGCGUCCGGAGUACAAGGGAGCGGACGGCGUGGUCAAUGUGGAGAUUCCUUACAAGAUUAUCUGUGGGGAGAUCAAAGAUCCCAUUAAUCAGGAGAAGUAUUUAGACACUCUGCGAAGGAGAUAUGAUGGGGUUGUUUAGCUCCUUACCUAAUCCUACCUACCGUGGAGACGAAGCAUUCAUGGAGCCGCUGAAGCUAGUUUAACUGGGUUGAAUAUACACACCUUCAGGAUUGUUACUCCAUAGCCAAAGUUUCGCUUUUUGAGAUGGGAUUUGCUUCAGUUACCUCAUUGUAUCAAGGAUACCGUUCCAUGUAACCAAAAUGCUGGGCUUCUUUUAUGAGAAGGAUCCCGGGAACAUACCUUAUGGAUACGCGACCGCAAUUUACAAUGUCGAAG